AUGCUUGGACUACCACCACUCGUGAUUGAGGAAUGCAUUCGAAAUGAUGUAUCGUCAACUUUUUUGCGUAACCAACUGGUUAAUUGGUUACAUGAGAGUGACAGCGCAGUGGUGCAUGGAAUUCCCUUGUCCCUUAUAGUUGCAUUGCAGGAAACCAACCCUUCAGACAAGGUGGAAAUUCCAUAUGUCUACCGAAAUAGUCGCGCAAGAACGUUGCAGUCAGAAAAUAACACGCCAUCUUUUAGUGACACGUCCGAUGCAGCCAAGCACGAUGGUACCUUUUCAGUUUUCACUCCAUCCUCUUCACAAUACUUCAAAUCCCUGCAGAGUUCUGUUGGUCAGAGUUUUGCUUCAAUCCUUAAUGACCCUGAGGAGUUCGCGGAGUCCGUAGAUUGGGGUGCGUGGCUCGGCAGCAAGCUUUAUGAAGCUUUCGACUACAACGGGCACUCAAACAAUAACUUGGAGGGAGUGUGCAAGUCCUUAUACCACCAGCAGCCGUCUCAAAAAUCUUCUUCUCCCUUACUCAUCGAACAUAUUUCGAGGACGGAUUACAACGACUAUGUUAACCUCGUCUCCGCGGCAUAUCACGCCAACCGAAGUGAAGGGCGGAAGACGAUUGAGACACUAUCUUUUUUGCAGGGUGCUGCACAACGAGCGGAGGACUUGCCGUGGCCUGAAAUGGUCCCUGAAGAUUUCUUUAGCACUAGCUACGACCCACAGACGGCGUUAAGACGCCUUUUCAGCGCUCCCUCUGAUAGUUCCGCCGACCCUGAUACAUGUACCAAGGUUGACGCUGAAGGUGAACUCACCGAUGGUCAUAAAAUAAUUUGCACGGAAACAUUUACAAAAGAUUUCGAGGCGCUGGAGCAGUUCAGCAAGGAGUUACGAAUGUGGGAGUCAUUGGUGGAAAACUGCUUACUUCAGCACGUUCGAAGCCAUUCCGAGAACUUCUUUAAAGAAUCUCGUGAGUUUAGCAUACUAAGCGACAAAUCCAGACAUGCCAUAACGGAAUUGAGUAAUGCACGUGAUGUCGGAACAGUGCGUAUAACUCAGGCAAUCCACCAGUAUUUGUGCAUCGGCAGAUUGUAUCGACGGAAGACUAACAUUGAGUCACUCAACUCGCUCCUGUCUUGUACACAAAGGGUGCUGCAGCUACUACAAGAGAUUGAAAACUGGACUGCGUUACCGGAGCGCGAGAUAGCCGAACUUCCAGCAUAUGUGCAUCGUUUACUUGAUUUAGAAGGUUCUUUUCGCGAUACUAUUGCCACUUUCGCAACCACAAGCGCGUCUGAAGCACACAGCGAGAGCCUGGCAGUGAGUGUGAAGGGUGAUGUGAACGCUAGCCACACAUCUUUCCCGUCCAAAUCAACGUCACUAGCCCCGGGGUUGAACUCCUUGGAGUCGGUGCCACGGCUUAACUUUAUGGCCCCAUUACCGUCGCGCAUUGCCGCGGCGCGUAGGAAUCUUGAGCAGUUGCUAUGCACUCAGGUAUCGCUUGGCUUGCAAAGCUGUGGCACUGAAUCUCCCUCGAUGUCAGGCGCCGAGUUCAGUCUAGUUGUUAAUGCUGCUGCACUCAUGGACGUCCUUUCACUUCCUUUGCGAACCCAUCGGGAGUCGAAACUACGGGCGCAGUGGGCAGUAGUUCGAGAGACUGUAAUCAACUUUUUAAUGAAUCGGGAGGGGUGUCUUAGCAACGUCAAAGCAGAUAGGCUGCUCUCCCUUGCGAUAUCUCCGGAGCCAACGAUAGAAGAAAGGAAGUCAUUGCUGGUAUACUGUAGUGAGUGUCGUUUCGACCUUUUUAUUCAGCUCCUUGAGGGCCUGAUUGAGGUUCUUGUCGAGAGUGUUACUCAAAGUGCACAGUGUUGGGGAUAUUUUAUUUUAGAGUGCGCACUUGAUGCGCUUGCUAUGUAUGAGAACAAACACGAGCUGCUAGCGCGAUGGACGUUUGAUCUAUUUUCUGCUCUAUGUGAGGACGCCGAGUCCAUUAUUGCCAUCUGCUUGGAGUUACGAUGCAACAGCAAAAUCCUCACCAAUAUCGCAGAGGUGGAAAGGCUUGUGCGCGUUGGUAAUGCAUUUGUCGGCCGCAUGCUGUACCCGUUAGGUGUGCUGUCGUCGUUGCACUCCGAAAUGCUAAACAAACUGGUGGACAGAAUUAGGUUAGGUAAACAAAUCGGCGUUGACAUUCUCAAUUUGGCUAAGCAUUCGCUAAAGGCGCAGCACGCUCAGCAAAUGGAGAAACUGAAGCUGGUCCUCGAGGCCGAAACAUGGGCCUCCAAAGACGGUAUUGAUGCGUUUUUUCAGGCCCAAUUGGUGCACCUGUGCUCGAGUGACGACCGAGCCGUCGAUGAAUUUGUCUCCCAGUCGAUCGAGCCGGCUAAGAAUGGUUACACUGCGGCUGAGUGGGAUGCGUUUACGACAGCAGCGCCACUAGAUACUAUUCAAACUUCAUGCCUGACCACCUCCACUGCCCCUGCAAGAAAGACUACCAAGGAUGACGAGGAGGCUGCGUUUAGCAGUAGGCCUAACAGGCUAUAUCUUUCACUUAAUGAAGAAGAUAACGGUCGCGUGGCGAGCAACUCACUCCUCAUUUUAUUGGAGCUUCUCGCAAAUUAUGAUAGCUACCUGGCUCGUUUUCCUUCAUUAGGAAUGGAUGUUGCCUCUAAAAUGUACGAGCUUUUGGUUUUGUACGAAAACUUAUGUGCGAGCAUGGUGCUUGGCGCUCAGGCGAUGAAAAGUGGCGUUUUGACGAACAUCACAACCCUUCAUUUGUGUGUUGCCUCCCAAUGUGUGGCUUUCCUUGUUGACUUUACUCCGCGACUUCAGCAACGGUUGGUGCGCCUCUUGGGUGCGGCAAGUGGUCUGACUACCACUGCUAAGGAGCAAGGAGAUUCCGAUAGGACGCAGAUGAGUGCUGUGGUGUUGCCCCGUGGCUCGAGGACCGCCAACAAGUUCUUGUCCUUUGUCGCCAAUAAUUUUAUACGUGUUGUAAAUGAUUGUCAGGCUCAUCGUAACAGUUUUUUCAAUAAGAUUAACUCGAUAGUACUUGACAAGAUAGAUCGCAUAGGGAUAAUGGGAAAUGAAACAAAAGAGUACAGCACGCGAGGCAAUGAGUGGAUUAUGACUAUGCUUCGUGAAGUAGCACGGCUAAUCCGCAGUCUGCGUCCCCUGCUUCCUCCAAGCGAUCUGCAAGGAAUUGUGGUCCCACUUCUGGGUUCCUUAGCCAUUAAAAUACGUGAGGUCACAAAGCCGAUUCCCGCUUCAGACAUAGAUACUCUAAACAUCGCGAGGUCAGAUAUUUUGCUCUUCAAAGCGAACGUGGAGCGCUUUGGUUAUGAUGUCUUGCGCAGUGUAGAAGCGCAAUCAGUAAAUGUCGCAAUGCAGUCCACCGAUUUGGGGCCAUGCAGUUCAGAUGAAGAUGUGCUCGCAUGGUUUCUUUCAGGAACUGCCAAUGAGGACAACCGGGCCCAGUCAUCUUUUAUACCAAGUUGA
Phytomonas sp. EM1 is the source of this 3489-nucleotide messenger RNA. NCBI's taxonomy places the organism in Eukaryota, Euglenozoa, Kinetoplastea, Trypanosomatida, Trypanosomatidae. The record is from the annotation of a GenBank genome assembly.